Molecule: messenger RNA, 2493 nt
Organism: Syzygium oleosum
Lineage: Eukaryota; Viridiplantae; Streptophyta; Magnoliopsida; Myrtales; Myrtaceae
Exons: 2
Coding region: 922-2259 (445 amino acids)
Source: RefSeq, a predicted model, not a curated record
GUACGUUAGUUUGCGAGUAUUCAAGUUUAGGUACCGAAAGGGCACUAGUUAGAUCGCUAGUGUAAUCAAUUCCCCGAACUUUAGAAUCUCUGGUUUUCGCGCGUAUCGAGACGACACUCCCGCGUCUCGAUCAGGGUUUCUAGCCGACCCUUGAUCAUAGCUAGUGGCGACUCCAAUCAAAUGUGUAAAUUAAAAAAUUCUCGUCGCGCGGGGUAUGAGGCUUGGGAGUACCUCGGUCAUUGGAUUAAUGAACCAUUUGGUUCACCAUUCAAACGAAUCAAUCGUUGUUCAUAUCCAUCGACAAAUACCUCUUGGCCUAAACCCGAUCGGGACGGGUAGGUCGCGACAGCUUGGCGACUCCGCUGGGGACUUGAGGACUUAGGCCUAAUAUAACUUGAUUGUUUGUUAACUAACGUGGUCUUAUGGCAGCGCACUGUGAAGGCUAAGGUUGGUGUAAAGGGUGUACGUGUAUGUGAAUGAAAAUUGAAGUGUUGUUUUGAUAUUAACUGUCGUGCAUGCUUUUACCUGCUUUAGCACUACACCUUGCACACACAACCCGCGAUCUAAAACCCCGAUCGCCUUAGGAAAUCCAUAGGAGGUGCCAAAAGUGUGGAAACCGUGCAGGGAAGGACCCAUGGCUAUCCCCUUUUGGUUCCGCCCAUUUUCAAAUAGUGAUAAAGAGGACUGUCCAACGUAAGUACGGAAUGGGGAAAACUCUUUUGAUCUAUUUGGGAUGGGGACCUUUAGCCUUUAGAACUCCCACCUUUAGUGAGCUUCACGAGUCGGCAUACGACUUGUUUUUGUGUUUGACAUAUCCACCAUUUUUGGGUAAAGGUUUGUCUCUCCUUCGCAUUCAAUAAUCGCAACCCCUUUUUCCAUGCGAAUUUAAAUUUACUUUGUAAUAAAUAGUGAUUGAUUUAAAUGCCCCUAGACUUAGAUAUCAUGGGCCUCGAUGAACUUCGAAUCCUCCCGAUCCCGAAGCGAGUGUUGUUGGACAUGUGGGAUACUCUCGACCCAAGCAAGAAGAACUACGUGGAAAAGAAGAUCGGCCACCUCCUUUCUCUUUUACAUAUAGAACCCCAAGUGACAUUGAUUAAAGCCUUGGCCCACUUUUGGAACCCCGAAACCUCAACCUUUGUGUUUGAUCGUCACGAAUUAACCCCGACUUUGGAGGAAAUUCAAAUCAUCAUAGGCGAUGUCCCUUCCCUUAGUGUCGUCGAUCCUUCUUUAGGCGUGGAUCCAGUCCCUCGUUUGAGUCAAAUUCUAGGGGUCCCGCCGCCCGAAAUUAGGACACUCCUCAAUAGAAACUCCAAGGGUCUCCCACUAGCUUUCCUUGAACAACGAUUCCAUAGCUUCCUUUCGAGUCCUAGAGCAGAAUCCACUAAAGUUUUUCUAUUAGCCUUCUUCGGGUUUGUCAUCUUUCCCUUCACUCAAAAAACAAUGGACCCCACUGUCAUCCAUGUUAUCGAUGGGAUCCUCGUCCUCAAAGGGUUUACCAACAUGAUCCUCGCCGAAAUGUUUAUCUCUCUCAAUCGUUUCAAGAAGGACAAGCGUGUAGCCCUAAGAGCCCCCUUAGGUAUUCUCCAAGUCUGGUUUGUGUCUCACUUGAAACAAUUCGGUGGAAACUUAGCCAUUCCUCAUGUUAGUAAGGACAUAAAUCCCCUUACCCAAUUCAAAGAGAUAGAAAAAUUCCUUCGUCCUUGGACCUUUCAUAAUUGGGUAGACUUCCUCGAGAAUCUUACACCUAAACAAGUUCUUUGGCAAGCCCUUUGGGUUCAUUUUCCUAAAGUAUGUCUUACAAGCGGCCAUAGUGACCCAAUUCCACUCUUAGGUUUGACGGGAUCGACUUCUUAUUAUCCUUUAAGAGCCGCCCGUCAAUUCUAUGUGCUUCAAGAAAUUCCUCCUCCUCUAAAGUCGGGUUUAUUUCGUUUCGAUUUUCGCAAUGGGGUUAUCAAGGGAGACCAACUCGAGGAAUUGAAGAACGAGAUGAAACGAAUCAUCGAUUUACUUUACUGCUACCAACCGAAGGAUGUGGAGCGAGCCACCGACUUGGAAGGAUCCAUGAAGGAACACCAUGCAUCGAAGGAAUACAUAGCGCGACGUGUCGAGCCCGAGCUCGCCGUCACCAUCCCAAAAUUUCCCGUGAUUGCAACCCCCAAGGAGACUCAAAUGGGGCGGAUCAUAAGAGAAAGGGACGAAGCCCUGGCUGAGGCAGAACAUUGGCAGAAAGCUUACAAGCGCGUCCGCAACAUGCUGUGAAGAGGCCUUAUAUCCAAGACUAGUCAUGUUCUAUUAUUUUCUUCUAGGGUGUUCUUUUAAUUAUCUUGGAAUUGAUGUAUAUUGCUUUUUCUUUUCAUGAACUUUUAGGGCAAAUGUCUAGGUAUGCUUUUUACUAUUUAGCGGAUGUAUAGGGAUCUCCUUUCACAAAUUUUAAUGUAAUUAGUGAAAUUCCCUCUUUUGUAGGUUGAAUGGAACAUGACAUGGGCAUUUUAA